UUCAUUUGUAAUAUGUGCCAUAUAAAGGACUGAGUCCACGCGUUCCCGCCGAGUAGACGGUACCGUCCGCUCUCGGGUCAUAGUUCAUAAAAAGUCUGCAGUGCGUGUUUCGCUUCUGCCGGGUUUUUAAUUUCUUUAUUUUGGAAUAGGUGGUCGUACAUUUUAACUCCUUCAGAAAGAUGGCCUCAGAUUCAGGCUACGGUCAGCCUGGCGCUCAACAAAGCUACGGAUCUUAUGGUGGAUCCCAGGCCUACCCAGGUGGACAGCAGGGAUAUGGUCAGGGUAAUGGGAGCGGCUCUUACAGUGGACAGAGUUACAGUGGUUAUGGACAGCCUGGUGGAGAGAGCUAUGGCCAGCCGUCUCAGGGUUACUCCUCUGGUGGUUAUGGUCAGCAGCCACCAGCACAACCACCGCAGCAGCAGGGCUAUGACCGAUCCGAAUCCACGUCCAGUUAUGGUGAUAAGUCGUAUGGACAGCAGCGAUCUUAUGGACAGCAGUCAGCAGCAGGUGCUGGCGGCGCAGCAGCAGCGUACGGCCAGUCCAGCGGCUCAUACCGGGGCUCUCAAGGUGACAGCCGGAGGUUUGGUGAUGACGCUGGCUCGGACAGGUCAGAGGGUUUCAGGGGCAGAGGUCGUGGGGGUUAUGACCGCGGAGGCUAUGACAGAGGUGGCCGGGGUGGCCCACCCUCCGGUAUGGGUGGUGGUGACCGUGGUGGCUACAAAAAUUACGGUGGAGCCAGAGACUACAGUCAAAAGGAUGACGGAGAUGGCCAUCAGGAUAACUCCGACAAUAACACCAUCUUUGUCCAAGGUCUCACUGAAGACAUCACCCCUGAGGAAGUGGGUGACUACUUCAAACAAAUUGGAAUCAUUAAGCUCAAUAAGAAGACCGGCAGUCCUAUGAUCAAUCUGUACACUGAUAAAGCCACCGGACGACUGAAGGGUGAAGCCACAGUGUCCUUUGACGAUCCUCCCUCAGCCAAAGCUGCCAUUGACUGGUUUGAUGGAAAAGAAUUCAAAGGAAAACCCAUCAAGGUGUCAUUUGCUACCAGAAGAGCUGAAUUCACCCAGAGAGGAGGAGGAGGAGGAGGUGGAGGAGGUGGUGGUGGAGGAGGACGAGGACGCGGCGGCGGUUUUCGAGGCAGAGGUGGCUUUGGUGGAGGUCCCUCGUUUGAUGUCAAGGGUGGAGACUGGCCUUGUCCCAACAGCUCUUGUGGCAACAUGAACUUUGCUAGAAGAUAUGAGUGCAACAGAUGUGGAACUGCAAAGCCAGAAGGAGAUGGAGAUGAUCGUGGCAGCCGAGGCGGGUACGGAGGAGACCGCGGGGACCGCGGCGGAUUCAGAGGCGGCAGAGGAGGAGGCUUCAGGGGUGGAGACCGCGGAGGAUACAAAAUGGGCGGAAGGGGAGACCACAGAGAGGAGAGACGAGGCCGGCCGUACUGAAGACAUUCCAGACCGGAGUCUGUUGUGGGGUGGGGUUGAGGGGGAGCGGGGAGAGGUUUGUGUCCACAAUCCUUUCUGUUGCAUGAGCAUAUACUGUCUGAAACGAGCAGUUUUUCCCAUAAAUGUUGAAUCUACUCCGAGGGGAUGAAUUUGAUCUCUGCCACUUAGUACAGCUUCAGUCCUGUGAGGAAGCGGCAGCGCUGGCCACAGAUCAGCUUUAAAGGGUCAUUUUGCUCGGGGUGAAGGGGGAGGGGCCAGAUGUUAUUUUUGUUACUUUUUAGUUUCCUGACUUGUUGAAUCCGGCAUUUAGUGUGAUAGAUUUGUGAAAUGCUUAUUGUUUUGUAAAAAUCAACUCAAAACUGUUUUACUGGUUUCUUUUUGUUUUUGAUUUUCUUUUUGCAAAAAAUAUUAAACACCCUUUUGAUCUUA
This is a messenger RNA of Cyprinus carpio (common carp), 1871 nucleotides long. RefSeq names its product TATA-binding protein-associated factor 2N-like. Gene Ontology annotation, cellular component: nucleus. Gene Ontology annotation, biological process: regulation of DNA-templated transcription. NCBI's taxonomy places the organism in Eukaryota, Metazoa, Chordata, Actinopteri, Cypriniformes, Cyprinidae. Gene Ontology annotation, molecular function: transcription coregulator activity; RNA binding. The record is from RefSeq and is a predicted model, not a curated record.